AUGCCGGAAGAGGAAUGUGCAAACCCGCUGCUGCUUCAGUGGGUCAAGGAGUGGUGGGAGCUUGCCCGCGAGCGCAACUCCAAGGGCGUUACGACUUACAAGCACGCAUACGACUCGCUCAAGGCAUGCCCCAUAACUUUCACACACCCUUCCCAGCUCCAGCAGCUCCGGGGAUUCGGCCCUGGGCUCUGUGGCCGCCUCACCGAUGCCCUCAAAAAGCACUGCGAGACGAACGGCCUGCCCAUGCCCAAGGCCCAGUCAAAGUCCAAAGCCGCGCGUGCCGCCUCCAACAUCUCGCAGCUGCCCGAGGGGGACGUGGAGGCGGGACCCUCGGAGCCAGCGCCCAAAAAGCCUAGGAAGACCAAGGAGUAUGUCCCGGCGUACAGGACGGGGGCAUAUGCCCUGAUCAUGGCUCUCUCCUCGACGAACCAGGAUGCUCAGGUCGGGCUGCCCAAGGCCGAGCUCAUCGAACUUGCCCAGCCACAUUGCGACGCCUCCUUCACCGCCCCGAGUGAUCCGACCAAGUUCUACACGGCCUGGAACUCGAUGAAGAGUUUGUUGCAGAAGGAGCUCGUCUACGAGAGGGGCCGUCCGCUCAAACGCUACGCCCUGACGGACGAGGGCUGGGAUGUAGCGCUGAGAGUAAAAGAAACAUCAGAGGCCAGGGGCGGCUCCUUCGGGGCUGCCGGGCCAGCCCGUCAGGGAGUGAGAGGCGCCGGGGGCACACGGACAGCGACGACGGACCCCGUGCCUGCCCAGACCCGGGCCGCGCGCGCAGAUGCCGACGACGUCUCGGAGCAAGACGAAGCAAGCGAGGACAGAGGCGAGCCGCAGCCGCCACCGCACUCGCAGUACAGCGACGUCGUCUCUGACGGGCCUGGGACGACGUCCGACGACAGCUCCCUGCCGACCUUCACCCCGAUCCGCCUGCCGCCUGGCUCGUUCAAGGUCCACCUCGUGCUCGACGUGCGCGAGGUCAGGGCCAAGACGGACCGGGACUACAUGCAGCAGGAGCUGGCCAAGAAGGGCAUCACGCCCAUCAUGCGCAGCCUGGAACUCGGCGACGCGCUGUGGGUGGCCAAGUGCGACGACCCCGCGCUUCUCGGGCGCGCGGGCGCCGAGGGCGACGAGGUCGUGCUGGACCACAUCGCCGAGCGCAAGCGGCUCGACGACCUGGUCAGCAGCGUCAAGGACGGGCGGUUCCACGAGCAAAAGUUCCGGCUCCGACGAUCGGGCGUGCGCAACGUCGUCUACAUCGUCGAGGAGAUCGCCAUGGACGGCCAGUACUUCCAGCGCUACGAGGACAUGGUCGAGUCGGCCAUCGCGUCGACCCAGGUCGUCAACGGCUUCUUCCUCAAGCGCACCCUCAAGAUGGACGAGACCAUCGCCUACCUCGCCCGCCUGACGCGCGUGCUCAGGGCGCGGUACGAGACCAGAACCCUGCACGUCAUACCCACCCGGGUGCUGACGGCCAAGAACUACCUCCCCUUGCUUGCGCACCUGCGCGGCGAGCAGGAUGUGGCGGCGGCGGCGGCGGCAACGGCGACGGGGGCAGCCCUCCCCGUCCCGGCGGCGGUGCGGGACUACUACAUCAGCUAUCCGGCAUUCGCUUCCCUGGCUUCCAAGUCAGAUAUGAUGACGCUGAGGGACGUCUACCUCAAGAUGCUCAUGUGCACAAAGGGCAUCACGGGCGACAAGGCCAUCGAGAUUCAGAAACGAUGGCCGACGCCCUACGAUUUCGUCAAGGCCUUUGAGGCGUGCGGCGGCAACGACGAGGCCAGCAAGAAGAGGAAGCGCGAGAUGGUAUCGGGACAGAUGGCCAGCCUGCUUGGUCGCAAAAAGGUCACCAAGGCAUUCAGCCAGAAGCUCGCCGAGGUCUGGGGUGGUGCUUGA
Messenger RNA from Gaeumannomyces tritici R3-111a-1, 1893 nucleotides. RefSeq names its product crossover junction endonuclease MUS81. The transcript has a single exon. NCBI's taxonomy places the organism in Eukaryota, Fungi, Ascomycota, Sordariomycetes, Magnaporthales, Magnaporthaceae. The record is from RefSeq and is a predicted model, not a curated record. Gene Ontology annotation, molecular function: 3'-flap endonuclease activity; crossover junction DNA endonuclease activity; DNA binding. Gene Ontology annotation, biological process: double-strand break repair via break-induced replication; resolution of meiotic recombination intermediates; DNA catabolic process. Bases 1 to 1893 code for a protein of 630 amino acids. Gene Ontology annotation, cellular component: nucleus; Holliday junction resolvase complex.